This is a messenger RNA of Lachnellula hyalina, 486 nucleotides long. Its product is annotated as Glutathione S-transferase-like protein ustS. The transcript is spliced from 2 exons. The record is from RefSeq and is a predicted model, not a curated record. Lineage: Eukaryota; Fungi; Ascomycota; Leotiomycetes; Helotiales; Lachnaceae. Bases 1 to 486 code for a protein of 161 amino acids.
AUGGAAUCCCAAGCCAUCGCCCAGCGUCUCGAAAAAGAUCACCCCACUCCAUCCCUACACCUCGACUCCCCGCUCCUCCCAAAAGUUCAAGCCCUCCUUCCGAAAAUCCUGCCUCCACUAGGAGGUCUCUGGCAGCCGGCCGUGCCUGCGAAUCUGUUGAACCCCAGUUCGAAAGAGUAUUUCGAGCGCACCCGUUACGAGAGGCUCGGCAAGCCUCUGGCUCAGAUUGCGCAAGAAUCCGGUGGCGAGGAGGCUUGGAUGGCUGCUAUUCCCGAGUUGAAGGAGUUAGGAGCUUUGUUGAAGGCCGAGGGAGGGCCGUUUAUGAUGGGGAAGACUCCUUCGUAUGCGGAUUUUGUGAUUUUGGGAUGGUUGCAGUUCUUCAAGACUAUUGAUGUGAAGUUGUAUGAGAGAGUUGUGAGCAUUGAACCUGCUUUUGGGACGCUGUAUGAUGCGAGUAAGCAGUGGCUUGAGAGGGAUGAUCAUUAG